Meloidogyne enterolobii is the source of this 826-nucleotide messenger RNA. The record is from the annotation of a GenBank genome assembly. NCBI's taxonomy places the organism in Eukaryota, Metazoa, Nematoda, Chromadorea, Rhabditida, Meloidogynidae.
GUCUGGUAGUAUUGUAUUUUAAUUUCUCGGAGAGUAUCGGAUUUCGAAUAACGUGUGAUAUUCCUGAUCCAUAUCAGAGUAAAGCCAAAAAUUGACAAUAGGAGAUUGCCGAAACCAUUGUUUUCUCUCUCAAACAAAAACACUAUAAAAGCCAUCUUCCAAAAUUUAGACCUCCUCUCAUUCUUCUUCUAAUCGUCAACACUUCAAACAAAACAAAAAUGAUCUCUUCACCAAUUCAAACCCCAAAAUAUCUAAAAAUGUUUGUUGGACUUAUUCUUUUGGUUAAUUAUCUUCUAUCAAUUUGCUUUAUUCAAAUUGCUGCUUCCAACAACAACGAAUUGGACAAAGAGGAAGACAAUGGUUUAGGCUGGAAUGUGUUCAAAGAAAGGGUGAAGAGAGGAGAAGAAACAGGGUGGCCAAUUUCGCCAGAAAUUAUUAUUGUGAUAUUGGUUGUCUUGUUGGCUCUUUGCUUUGUAUUGUUUUGUUACUACUGUAGCAAUUAUAACUUGCAAAAAACUGUUAACUCUUUGCAAAAGGCUGAGCUCGACUCUACAAAUCGUCUUCUUCGUGAACGGAAUGCCAUGAUCUUGACGAUGAUAAAAGAGGAAAUGGCCGAGAGGGAAAAGAAGAAAAGAAAAGCUAAAGAAGAAGAAGAUGAAGUGUAUAAAGUUAAAGAAGAUAAGGAUAAGGAUGAUAAGAGUAAAGAAGAUAAGAAUAAAGAGGGUAAAGAUAAUAGUAGGAUGGCUUUCAUAUAAACAAAAUAAAUUGUGUAUAUAGGUGUAAUAAAAGGAAGUUGAUUGAAUGCUGGUUAUUUUGUAAAGUCGGG